GCAAGCAAAAAAGAAUGGUCAGCUCAUCGGGGGGUACCCCCCGCAUCCAGGUCUUCAGACCAACCUACGAAGAGUUCAAAGACUUCUCCAAGUACAUCGAGUACAUGGAGAGCAAGGGAGCGCACAAAGCUGGCCUUGCUAAGGUGAUACCACCUCCUGAAUGGGUACCUCGAAAAGGAGGCUACGACACGUCCAAAAUGGACCUGACGAUACCUGCGCCAAUUUGCCAGGUGGUGAACGGCAAGCAGGGUCUUUACCAGCAGAUAAACAUCCAAAAAAAAGCAAUGACCAUCCAAGAGUACGAAAAGCUGGCAAACUCUGAGAGGUACGCCACUCCGAAGCACUUUGACUACGAGGACUUGGAGCGCAAGUACUGGAAAAACAUCACAUACGUCGCGCCGAUUUACGGCGCUGAUGUUUCAGGGUCUCUGACAGACCCAGAUGUCAAUGUGUGGAACAUAAAUCACCUUGGUACUAUUCUUGAUUAUGUUAACAAAGAUUACGGGAUUUCUAUUGAUGGAGUAAACACAGCUUAUCUCUACUUCGGGAUGUGGAAGACGACAUUCGCGUGGCAUACUGAAGACAUGGAUCUGUACUCGAUAAAUUAUUUACACUUUGGGGCUCCCAAGACUUGGUACGCUAUUCCUCCAGAGCAUGGACGUAGGCUCGAGCGACUUGCCAGUGGAUUCUUUCCCAGUAAUUAUCAAAGUUGUCCGGCUUUUUUGAGACACAAAAUAUGGGUCGAGUACGGAAAACGAGCUACUCAGUGUACCUGUAACAAUGAUAUGGUUAAAAUAUCAAUGGAUACUUUUGUAAAGCGCUUUCAACCAGAAAGGUAUGACUUGUGGCUACGUGGUGAAGACAUAGGCUGUCACCCAGAAGACCCAAGACAAACCGCAGCGCCCAUGCCGUCCCAAAUGGACCUCUUGUGCUGCAACAGCACCGACAAACUCCCAGACAGUUUUAUAAACGCCCCGAAAAACAAACGACACACAAUUCACCGUAAAAAAUCUCUGGUCGAUUCAAACCAAGAUCUCAACAUGCACGAAUUAGUCAAUGGUCCUGACAUUCCAGCAGACGUGAAAAAAGUUCUCCAGGAUCUUGAGCUCGAGGAAGACGUCCCGGAUGAACAGCAGUUGGAAGUUCUCGAGGACAUUUGGUUAAAGGCCGGAGAGUUGGAAAUCGAAGAGGCUAGUUUGUACGACGACGGGUACAACAAAAAGAAAAACAAGCGCAAGAAGAGACGAAUGACUGUUGACAAAGAGCGAGUUGGUAUUAAGACUAAAAAACCCGUGAAGAAUACCAAUCAAAAUAAUAUUGAGACUGAAGGAAACACUUCGACAAAUUCCGAGAUCAAGCCAAAAUAUCUCGACAUUAUUGGCAGCGCAGUUCCGUGUCUCGUUCUACCAAAAAUCACAAACUUUGAUGGGAUUAAUUCUCUGUCUGAUUCUCAAUCUCCGACAAAACCCAAGGAACCUUCAGAGACUUUUGCGACUCCUGGAGACACUCCGAUAAAAAAGAAAAGAAAGUACACCAAGCACAAGUCAGAAAAUAAAGAGCGCAAAAAAGAUAGUGAAGGUAAUGAUAUUAUUCCCAAGAGAACUUACAAGAAAAAAUUAAAGUGCAUAGCUCCUUUGUCAGCUCCAGAAUCAGUUUUUGAUUCUUCCCAACCUCUUGACGUAUCUGACGCUUAUGUCCAGCGUAAAUUAAUGGCAAUGCCCAGCCUGUCAUCACAAAAAUCACAAAAGACUGAAUCUAUUAAAUUAAGUAACAUCACUGAUCAAAAUAUUGAUCAAAGUAUUAUUAGUAAGCCUGAAAAACCAACACCUUUACAAAUUAGCGAGAAUAUUGAUGCUUGCAUUGCAGCUGUUGUUUCACAGUAUCAAUACAUGUCUGAUUCUUCAUUGGACGAAAAACCCUCCAGUGAAAAUGACAAUUUUGCAGUUGAUAAAUCUUUAAUUAGUCCUGUUGAUGAAUCAUCUAUAAAAGAACCUUUUGCAAUUGAAAAAAAAUUCUCAGCUGAAGAACUGAUAAAUGAUAAAUCUUUAAUAAAAAAUAAUUCUUCAUCACAAACAGAAUUUUUUAAAUUCUCGGAAUUUAAUUCAGGAAAUUCUGAGGUAAAGAAAAAUUCAUUUAUUCUACCCAAAAAAUGUUCUACAAACAUCAACAGACCCUUGAAUAUUUACCAAAAAAAUGACAUAAUAAAAGCUCCAAAAUUAUGCGUCCUAACAAAUAAUUGCACGUCCCAAAGCGAAGCAAAGCCAACUCCAUCACAAGACAAUGAUACUCUAAAAGCAGCCAGUGGGCUGUUAGUGCUUCAACAAAGCUCAAGAAUUCUCCCCAAGCCCGCGAAUGAAUCCAACAUAUUUAUAAAAAACACAAACAAUUCUUUUCUUCAAAACAGUCAAAAUAUUCUAAGCACCAAAGAAAUGCAACAGCGGUUAGAGAGGUUCAAGCUGAUGAACACUUCUAUAAACCCCGAGACAAAUUCAGAUAAUAAUAUUAACGUUUUUCAAAGCAAACUAUGCAACUCUUUUCCCGUAUCUUCAGAGCGAAUUUCUGUUAUUGAAGAGCCAAAACAGGGACAGGGACAGCUUAGUGGAGUAACAGCUUCAGAGGACUCAAGAGUUGCUACUAAAAGAUUCUGGCAAGUGCCAAACACCAACACCGUCCUGAUAGCCAGCGACUCUAAUAUUAAUUCAGCAGCAAGUAACCCUAAAAAAUUCUGGCAAUUACCUAGUGCAAAUAUUGUAAUAAGCGACAACAAGUCUAUCAAUCAAUUUAGCAAUACAACUCCAUUAUUUUACAGCACGCCGAAUAAUAAUGGGCUGAUUACACUAGCGCCCAAAACAAGUGCAAGAAUGUCUUUAGCUCCCUCUUCUUCGCUUUCUCACCAGCAGCAGCAGCACCAAAAAAUCAACAUGGGCACUUCGAUUUUAAAAGUCUCCCAGCCGGGACAGCAGAAUUCUUUGAACACAGUUGAAAUAAUAAUGCCGCAGCCGCAGUAUCAAAUUCCUCAGCUGCAAAAAAUAGCUCCGGCGCCCGCGCCGAUGAUCUUGCAACCAGCUCAAUCGAUAAAACCCAAACAAAAGCGGACACCCAGGAAGAAAAAACCGACUAAAUUAUCAAUAGAAUCUGCAGAAAGUCAGGAGAUAGCUAGUGAGCGGAAAAUGUGCUCGAUAGCAACGCAAGUUGAUAAUUUGUCUCCGUUGAAACUUACUGAGUGUACUAAGUUUACUGAACAGUCUAACAGUCCUUUUGUUAAAGAAGAAACUGCUCAAGAGUACCCAGCAAGUUUUUCUUCUUCAACAGACAACAGCGCCGCUGCUAUCAAGUCUCAGAUGCUUUUUAGCGUACCUUCUAAUAAAUAUUUGUCCAUGUCUUAUGCAGACUCUAAACCUUUGCCGGAUAUUAAGCCAAUUGUUCCCUCAAUUGGCUCGGAAAUAAAAAUUCCGAUUCCUACCAAGCCUUCAGUGCUUCAUAAAAUGAAUAAUAUUAAGCCUCCGGUGUUGACUAAAAAUUCGGGGAAAAUUCAGGGAAAUAAAUCACCGCGUAAACCCCGAGCUCCUAAAAAGAAGAGUUUAAUUAAAUUAGAAGAUAAAAAUCCUCCAGUAUUAACAAUUGAAGCUAAUUAUCCGGGCUUGAGUGCUAAUGAUUCAUCAAAAGUCUCCAGCUCAUCUUUGUCUCUUUUGUCGCCGACUUUGUCGGUUUCAAGCAGUAGCAGCAACAGCAGCUCUCAAAUAAUUCCAGGUCAUAUUUUGGAAAUGUUGUUCCCGAAUCAUCCAGAUUUGGAAAAAGUCAGGACCUUUAAUGACUACUGGAGCAGCCAGGCGUCGCACUGCGCUAUUUGCACGGGCUUCGCGAGUUCUAGUAAUAAAAAUACUCGUCAAAUGCCCCCGGAUUGGAAAGAUUGCCGAGUAAUUAGCUUGCCAGAGAGAUCUUCAAUUUGGGUUUCUCCGGCAUUGUUCGCGGCGAAUUCUAAGGAGCAGGACAUCGAGCCGGAGAAAGAUAGCUUGCUGCGCUGCAGAGAUUGCCAUGUAGUGGUUCACGCUUCUUGUUAUGGAAUUACUGUCCUGCCUACGGACUCACCUAACUGGGCGUGUGAUAAAUGCAAAGCUGGGAUGACGCAAUCUAAUUGCUGUCUUUGUCCGAUGAGGGGUGGUGCUGUAAAACGGACCAGUGAUGGGCGCUGGGCUCACAUUUUUUGCGCGCUUCUUAUUCCUGGGGUUACUUUCAAAGACUCUGUGCACAAAGAUCCGAUUAAUGUGCUGACGAUAAAGCAUGAUAUGGUCAAGCAGCAGUGCUCGUAUUGCAAACAGAACACUGGGGUUACAUGUAACGAACACAAUAAAUCAAAAGAAGAACUAGAUAUCCGUCAAGGUGACAAAGUAUGGGCAAAACAUAGAAACAAACGGUAUUAUCAAGCAACUGUUGAGUCUAUUGAUUCAGCUACAUUCUGUAUGGUCACCUUUAGUGACCAUAGCUUCAGCAAUAAUCUCUAUCAAACUGAUAUAAUUAGCCACAGUACUAUUCCAGACAUCGGUGAAAGUUGUAGAGUAAAAUGGACUGAUGGAAAUGUUUAUGACGCUAUUUUUGAGGGUACCAAUUUCCGAACAAUGUACACUGUAAUGUUUGACGACGGAUCACGAUUCGCAGUAAAACGCAAUCAAAUUUUCGCAUUAGACGAAGAUUUACCUAACAGAGUACAAGGACGCUUGUCUACUGCAACUGAAAUGCAACAUCGAUCUCAUCUUUAUGGCAAUGAAAGCAGUGGUUACUUCGUAGUACAGAGGAAAAGAAAUAAACUUAAAUUAAAU
Messenger RNA from Cotesia congregata, 4817 nucleotides. Lineage: Eukaryota; Metazoa; Arthropoda; Insecta; Hymenoptera; Braconidae. The record is from the annotation of a GenBank genome assembly.